GAACACGAAUCGUUUGCAUUGUCCCANNNNAAAAAAAAAGACUUAAAUAGGAGAAGACAAAAAUGGAGGGAAUAGGAAGAGAACGAUAGAGAGAGGUCUAUUCGCGUCGUAAAAUCUUUAUUACCGACAGAUAUCCCAUGGAAAAAAUUGUUCCCAUCGCGCUUAUGUAAUCUCAGAAUCCUCGAAUUUCCUCGUACAUAUCCCCAUUUUUCCUUUCAUCCCUCUUUCCUCUUUCCCUCUUCUUCUCCAAAUACGUCGUUUCGAUCGUGCACAAAUACCACCCCCUCAUCCAGUUCAUAUUAAUAUAUAUACAUACGCACGUAAAUACGAAUAAUUUAUGAAAAACGAGCUACUUGAUUUUUCUCCUUUUUUCCUAUCUUUUUAGCACGCAUUUUUGGGGACCGGUGCUCAACUGGACGAUACCCUUAGCAACCAUAUCCGACACGCGAAAGCAUCCAAAAAUCAUUAGUGGAAGGAUGACUUUCGCGCUGGCUCUUUAUUCCACGGUAUUCAUGAGAUUCGCUUUGAAAGUGAAACCGAGAAAUAUGAUGAUGUUCGCCGUCCACUUCGUCAAUACCUGUGCGCAACUUGUACAAGGUUAUAGGUUUAUCCAAUACAAUUAUAUCUCGCAAGAGUCUUAUGAAGAUCAAAACAAAAAAUAACUUCGUAUAUUUUUAACUUAUAA
Messenger RNA from Apis dorsata (giant honeybee), 685 nucleotides. Its product is annotated as mitochondrial pyruvate carrier 1-like. Gene Ontology annotation, biological process: pyruvate import into mitochondria. The record is from RefSeq and is a predicted model, not a curated record. Bases 477 to 662 code for a protein of 61 amino acids. The transcript is spliced from 2 exons. Lineage: Eukaryota; Metazoa; Arthropoda; Insecta; Hymenoptera; Apidae. Gene Ontology annotation, cellular component: mitochondrial inner membrane.